AGGAUAGCGUCAGGCACGUGGGACGUUCCGUUGCCGUUCAUUUGAAGUUUGCGGAAACAUGGCGGGCCUGGAGCUGCUGUCUGACCAGGGUUACCGCUUAGAUGGAAGAAAAGCCACCGAGCUUCGGAAGGUUCAGGCCCGCAUGGGAGUGUUCGCUCAGGCGGACGGCUCCGCGUACUUAGAGCAGGGAAACACCAAAGCUCUGGCGGUGGUGUACGGGCCUCACGAGGUCCGAGGUUCGCGCAGCCGGAUUCGCCAUGAUCGAGCUGUUAUCAACUGUCAGUACAGCAUGGCUACCUUCAGCACAGCGGACAGAAAGAGGAGACCACACGGGGACCGCAAGUCGACUGAGAUGAGCCUUCACCUCAAGCAGACGUUUGAAGCUGCUGUGAUGACCCAGCUCUACCCGCGCUCUCAAAUAGACAUCUAUGUCAAGAUUCUGCAGUCAGACGGAGGGAACUACAGCGUGUGUGUGAACGCUGCCACUCUGGCGGUGAUUGACGCCGGCAUCCCCAUGAGGGACUAUGUGUGUGCCUGCACGGUCGGGUUUGUGGAUGAGACGCCUCUCGCUGACCUUAACUACGCAGAGGAGAGCGGAGGAGUGAGCUCCCUGGCCUUAGCGCUGCUGCCCCGGGGCGGACAGAUCGCUCUGCUGCAGAUGGACGCCAGAUUACACCAGGAUCACUUAGAGUCUCUUAUCGAAGCUGCCAUGACGGCUUGUAAAGGUGUGAGCAAGGUGCUGGAUCAGGUGGUGCGGCAACAUCUCCAAGAAGUUUCUGUGCUCUCCAGAGAAUGAUGGAGGGAGGAGGAGUGAAUGAAAUGUUAUUGGACUUAAUGGAGAGGAAUGAUGGAAUAAUCUUGGAGUGAAUGUUUUUUUAUGUGUUCAUGACAAUUAUACUUUUGUACAGUAUAUGUGUGGUGAAGCUAACAAUAAAUAUGUCAACCCUG
Messenger RNA from Epinephelus fuscoguttatus (brown-marbled grouper), 948 nucleotides. It is a transcript of the gene exosc4, whose product is annotated as exosome component 4. Gene Ontology annotation, biological process: rRNA catabolic process; nuclear mRNA surveillance; U4 snRNA 3'-end processing. NCBI's taxonomy places the organism in Eukaryota, Metazoa, Chordata, Actinopteri, Perciformes, Serranidae. Bases 59 to 796 code for a protein of 245 amino acids. The record is from RefSeq and is a predicted model, not a curated record. The transcript is spliced from 3 exons. Gene Ontology annotation, cellular component: cytoplasmic exosome (RNase complex); nucleolus; nuclear exosome (RNase complex).